Nomascus leucogenys (northern white-cheeked gibbon) is the source of this 2006-nucleotide messenger RNA. The record is from RefSeq and is a predicted model, not a curated record. Lineage: Eukaryota; Metazoa; Chordata; Mammalia; Primates; Hylobatidae.
AGGGGGGUCGGUAAGGGGGGAUCCUGUUCCUUUAAUUCCCUCCCCUCUUCCUCCUCCCCGAGCCCUAGCCGACGCCGCCGCCGCGCGCGCGGGGCCUGGAACACACGGCACGAGCCGCCCCCGCCCCUCCCCCCUUACGCCCACGCGGAGCCGGCCCCGCGCGCGCGCGCGCCCCGGGCACCCCCGCGCCUGCGCGCUGCCCAGGCCCUGCCCGUGUGUGGGGGGCGCUGCCGGCCCCGGGGGGGUGGGGAAAAUAGGGGAUUAAAAAAACAGCGCGCGGAACCGGGCCAGGGUUGCCCACCCCCGCCACAAUGGCCUCUGGGGUGGAAGUCCUGCGCUUCCAGCUGCCCGGCCACGAGGCCGCUACGCUACGGAACAUGAACCAGCUCCGGGCAGAGGAGCGGUUCUGCGACGUGACCAUUGUGGCCGACAGCCUCAAGUUUCGAGGCCACAAGGUCAUCUUGGCCGCCUGCUCACCGUUCCUGCGGGACCAGUUCCUGCUGAACCCCAGCUCGGAGCUGCAGGUCUCCCUGAUGCACAGUGCACGCAUCGUGGCCGACCUGCUCCUCUCCUGCUACACGGGCGCCCUGGAAUUCGCUGUUAGGGACAUCGUCAACUACCUUACAGCCGCCUCCUACCUGCAGAUGGAGCACGUGGUGGAGAAAUGCCGGAAUGCUCUCAGCCAGUUCAUUGAGCCCAAAAUAGGCCUCAAAGAGGAUGGGGUCAGUGAGGCUAGCCUUGUGAGCAGCGUCAGCGCCACCAAGUCCCUCCUCCCUCCAGCCAGGACCCCAAAGCCAGCCCCGAAGCCCCCACCCCCACCUCCUCUACCCCCUCCACUCCUGCGGCCAGUGAAGCUGGAGUUCCCACUGGAUGAGGACUUGGAGCUGAAAGCCGAGGAAGAGGAUGAGGAUGAGGAUGAGGACGUGUCUGACAUCUGCAUCGUCAAGGUGGAGUCGGCCCUGGAGGUGGCACACCGGCUCAAACCCCCUGGAGGCCUGGGAGGGGGUCUGGGCAUUGGAGGCUCCGUGGGUGGCCACCUUGGGGAGCUGGCCCAGAGCAGCGUGCCCCCCAGCACUGUAGCCCCACCGCAGGGUGUGGUGAAGGCCUGCUAUAGCCUGUCGGAGGACGCAGAAGGGGAGGGCCUGCUGUUGAUUCCCGGAGGCCGGGCCAGUGUGGGGGCCACCUCGGGCCUGGUGGAAGCAGCAGCUGUGGCCAUGGCUGCCCGGGGGGCGGGGGGCAGCCUGGGGGCGGGGGGCAGCCGGGGACCCCUGCCUGGGGGCUUCUCAGGUGGAAACCCCUUAAAGAACAUCAAGUGCACCAAGUGCCCGGAAGUGUUCCAGGGUGUGGAGAAGCUGGUCUUCCACAUGCGGGCGCAGCACUUCAUCUUCAUGUGCCCUCGCUGUGGCAAGCAGUUCAACCACAGCAGCAACCUCAACCGCCAUAUGAAUGUGCAUCGUGGUGUCAAGUCACACUCGUGCGGCAUCUGCGGCAAGUGCUUCACACAGAAGUCCACCCUGCACGACCACCUCAACCUGCACUCGGGAGCGCGGCCCUACCGCUGCUCCUACUGCGACGUGCGCUUCGCCCACAAGCCUGCCAUUAGGCGGCACCUCAAGGAGCAACACGGCAAGACCACGGCCGAGAACGUGCUGGAGGCCAGCGUGGCCGAGAUCAACGUCCUCAUCCGCUAGCCGCACAGGCGUGGAGGCCAGGAGGCUGGGGUCCCUGGGCUGGGUGGGAAAAGGGCUCUUUGGCCCAGGAGAAUUGGGGGUGGGGUGUCUGGGGCAGAAAGGUAAGAGUGGGAGGCUAAGCAGAUGCACACAUCCUGAGAGAGGGAAGAUGAUUCCUUGGAGAGAAGACUUGCUCUUGAGAGUGCAAGAAGCUGGAGCUGGGGACAGCGUUCUUGGAGUAGGCCAGGGGAAAACGGGGGUCCCAGAGAAAGAUUUCCUUCUCUUAGAGGUGCAUGUAUAUGUGGAGGGAGGGAAAGGGGUCCUAUAGAACGAGGG